Messenger RNA from Branchiostoma floridae (Florida lancelet), 2262 nucleotides. RefSeq names its product protein FAM167A-like. The coding region runs from base 734 to 1237 and encodes 167 amino acids. The record is from RefSeq and is a predicted model, not a curated record. Lineage: Eukaryota; Metazoa; Chordata; Leptocardii; Amphioxiformes; Branchiostomatidae. The transcript is spliced from 5 exons.
CCAGACCCCCUGGAGCGAGCAGGGGCAGUAUUUAAACAUACACCGCGCGGGAGAGACUCUUACAACCGUGCAGGCAGCGUGCAAGAACUGACCGGUCUCUACUCUCGCCACUUAACACAAGUGUUGCAACUUAGCUGACUGUCUUUCAGAGGGUCUCUAGGCUACACGGAAGGGCCAGGAAGUCUGCUGUGGUGGCUUCUACGAGACUAGAAGUGUGUGUCAACUGGUGGACGGACUACUACGCAGUGAAGCUCACUGGAGAGUGUGGUAAGACAGUGGUCAUACAGGAAGUUCAACAGAAGUGUCCACCAUUCUUCGUAUACGUGAACUUGAAGUUGAAACCCACGGUUGAACGUCCUACAGGACAAUACACAAACACGUGUUGAGGAUCAACAGAGCUCAUCCAAAGUGGUUGGGACGGUUACAGGGCUAACAGGACACCCAAACACGCACCGCUGCCACCACUUGGAACAAUUUCUACACGUUCAACGCUUUUCCAGACAGCAAGCGGUCGCUAGGACACAGAAACCGGCGCGAUCCAGCUCUCUACCUAUCUCCAUAGUGACGCUAUCUUCACCCCACCCACCCUACAAGUUUGCACAUUAGGUUCGGCCAACAGGUUGGACUUGCUGUCUUGACAACACCAAAAGUCGUCCGACCGCAUUCUCCAAGCGAACGUUCUCGGGACUGGUACCGUUCCCCUCCCGAAGGUUUUUCGUACACACACCGGUGGAUGACGACUACUACAGUGAUGGGUGAGAUUCAGGGCGAUAUCUCAGACUUGGCGCAGUUGAAGGCCAUGACUACCAAGCUGAACUUGAUGACGCGGCGGCCCUCGUACGUGGAGUGGCGGAAACAACUGGAGAGACCUCGGCCCAGACUCGGGAGAGUGCCCGAGGGCGAGAACCGAGGGGAUGAAGAGAGGAGAGAGGACAUUGAUAGGGCUCUGAACUGGCUACGGCGAGAACUGAUCGACAUGCGGUCCCAGGACCAGGCCCUGGCGCGCCAACUGAUGAAUCUACGGAAGGAAAUCCACCGUCUGAAGUUACAGAAGAGCUGUAACGAACACCAGGACAUGCUGGAAGAAGUGCAGGAGAUGUUGGAAGACCAGGACGAGCUUUCGGACUUGUCGUGUGACAUGCCACUCAACGGUUUCCAUAGAAACCUGGGCACACCCCUCCGCCAAUUCGGAGUCACCAAGAUGAACAUUAACUCCAGAAGAUUUUCCUUGUGUUGAUUUCCACCGUGGAACUUAUUUCUCAUUUAUGAAAAUAACAAUAAAUAACGUUGUACGAUCAUACUGAUUCUUCGUUUUGGUUGUUGCAGUUUCAUCAAAAUAUGAUUAAUUGGAAAAUAUAUUCUAGAACUAAUUGCAUCAAAAUAUGAAAAAAGAUACUCCCGGUACUGUUUAAGAUAUCGAUGUCAAUAAGAAGAUACUUCGGACUAUAGCUGCAAAGAAAAUGGUCCAAAUAUGACGUUUUAGUUAAAGAUUUUUACUAUAUGUAUGAAUGCAAAGAUACUUGAUAAUUUGGAAUCAUAUUGAUUACAUUGGUGUGGUCUAAAAACAACAUGUUUGUUUAGACUUCUAAUUUUUUGAUUCACUGAUAUUGUAAUAUAUGUUGACAAGUGAUACGUUAUAAGUGGAACAUCUUGUUUGUUUUGUCGAAAUAUGUUGCAAUCAAAUUGCAUUGGACCAGGGACGUAAUAUAACGUCCAUGAUUGAACUACUUACUGUUUGCUGAUAUCUCAAAAUGGUUGCCAGGAACUACGUCAUCAGGCAGCCUCGGUUUGGUCUCAGUCAUGCGCAGUGACCACGCGUGGUGGCAGUCGGGAUUUUUUUAAAGAAUUUAUCUAGCGGCCUUCCUGUCGUCUAAGUUUUGUCAUAUUUGGCAAGAACUUCAUUCAUGUAAAAUUAUAUUCUUGACUUGAUAAACAGUGUGAAAAGAGCUGGACACAACCGCAGCCAAAUGUUCGUUGCGUACUGUAACAAACGCUCUUUGGCGAAACGCUCAGUGUACGGAAAUUGUAACGUUUGCUGCAGACACGAAGUUGACUAACAACACAAUCUGAACAUUAAUGUACUAUUUCAUUUCACUCCCGAUCCUGUAUGUUGUAAUGAAUAUAAGCAAUGGGAUGUACAUGUAUAUAUUUGGUGCCUUUCAAACUUGUGUUUACAUUUCAAUAGUCUGUUGGCGUCAGAGCCGGAUGUUGGUAUUCAUAAUAAAGGAAACAAAACAACAUUUACUUCUGUUGUUUUUGUAU